AUGGCAAUAAACGCAAACUUCUUCUUCUUUUUUCUAACUUCUCCUCGUCCCCAUUGUUCUUCUUCUUCUUUUUCUAACAUCUUCGCUCCCCAUUCUUCUUCUUCUUCUUCUUCUUCUUGCUCUCAUCUCUCUCCUCCUUGCUUCCUCUUCCUAAGGUAUUCCUUUUCCUUCCAUUCACCCUUCUUCUUCUUCUUCUCCUCAUCCUUGUAUCAAUCUUUUUCUUCAUCUUCUUUUUUCUUCAUCUCUUUCUUUGUCUUCAUCUCUUUCUUUUCCUUUCUCUCCUUUUUUCUUUUCUCUCUUUUUUCUUUCCCUCUUUUUCCUUUCUCUCCUUUUUUCUUUUCUCUCCUUUUCCUUUCUCUCUUUUUCCUUUUCUUUCUCCUUUUUUUUCUCUUUCCUUUUCUCUUUUUUCCUCUCUUUUCUUUCUCUCGUUUUUUUCCCCUUUUUCUUCUUUUUUUUUUUCUCUUUUUUCCUUUCUCUCUUUUUCCUUUCUCUCGUUUUUCUUUCCCUCUUUUUCCUUUCUCUUCUUUUCCUUUCUCUCUUUUUUCCUUUCUCUCUUUUUCCUUUCUCUCCUUUUCCUUUCUCUCUUUUUCCUUUCUCUCCUUUUUUUCUCUUUUCUUUCUCUCUUUUCCUUUCUCUCUUUUUCCUUUCUCUCCUUUUCCUUUUCUCCUUUUCUUUCCCCUUUUCCUUUCUCUCUCCUUUUCCUUUUCUCUUUUUUUCCUUUCUCUCCUUUUUUCCUUUCUCUCUUUUUCCUUUCUCUCCUUUUCCUUUCUCUCUUUUUCCUUUCUCUCCUUUUUCCUUUCUCUCCUUUUACCUUUCUCUCUUUUUCCUUUCUCUCCUUUUUCCUUUCUCUCCUUUUUUUCUCCUUUUCCUUUCUCUCUUUUUCCUUUUUCUCUCCUUUUCCUUUUCUCUCUUUUUCCUUUCUCUCUUUUUUUCCUUCCUCUCUUUUUUUUUUUUCUCUCUUUUUCCUUUUCUCUCUUUUUCUUUCCCUCUUUUCAUUUCUCUCCUUUUUUUCCCUUUCUCUUUUUUUCCUUUCUCUCCUUUUCCUUUCUCUCUUUUUUUCCUCUUUUCUCUUUUUUCCUUUUCUUUUUUUUUACUUUCUCUCUUUUUUUCCGUUUUUUCUCUCCCUUUUUUCCUUUCUCUCCUUUUUCCUUUCUCUCUCCUCUUUUCCUUUUCUCUUUUCCUUUUCUCCUUUUCCUUUUCUCUCUUUUUUCCUUUUUCUCCCUUUCCUUUCUCUUUUUCCUUUUUCUCUUUUUUCCUCUCCUUUUUCUUUCUCUCCUUUUCUCUUUCCUUUCUCUCCUUUUCCUUUCUCUCCUUUUCCUUUCCCUCUUUUUCAUUUCUCUCCUUUUCCUUUCCCUCUUUUUCAUUUCUCUUUUUUCCUUUCUCUCUUUUUCCUUUCUCACUUUUUCCUUUCUCUCCUUUUCCUUUCUCUCCUUUUUCCUUUCUCUCUUUUUCCUUUCUCUUUUGACUUGGGAAAUGCAGUGA
Acanthosepion pharaonis is the source of this 1482-nucleotide messenger RNA. NCBI's taxonomy places the organism in Eukaryota, Metazoa, Mollusca, Cephalopoda, Sepiida, Sepiidae. The record is from the annotation of a GenBank genome assembly.